AUGGUGGUAAGGAAAAAGCUUCCACUACGUCAAGGAGGCAGAGGCAGAGAACCUAUACCCGGUGAUGGUGAUGAAAUAGGGUCGGCUCUGUCUACAGGUUAUGACGGAGAUGAGUGUGAACCUAUACCCGGUGAUGAUUGUGAGGCUAUUGUUGAUGAUCCGGAUGUUGCAAGUAAUGAUGGAGACGAGAACGAUGAGAGUGGAGAUGAUGAUUGCUGGAAUGAGGAUAAUAUCCCUGAUCCUGUAACAUCUGAUGAUGAGGAAGAAGAUGCGAGAAGGGAAGCUUGUGAGGAUGCCGCAUCAGCCGAUGAGGUCUUAGCGUUGGGGAAGAUGUUUUCGUCUGCAUCAGAGUUCAAGCAAGCUCUUCUUAGAUAUUCUUUGAAAACACGAUAUGAUAUAAAGCUUUACAUAUCAACACAAAUGAAGCUUGGAGCUGUUUGUUCUGACACUGAGUAUGAUUGUCCUUGGAGAGUGUAUUGUUCGUAUGAGAAGCGAAAACAUAAACUACAGAUAAAGGUUUAUGUUAAUGAACACGCUUGUAUACGUUCUGGUUACUCGAAGAUGUUGAAGCCUUCAUCAAUUGCGCAGCUGUUCACGGAAAGGUUGAGGGUGAAUCCUAAGCUUACAGCUAAGGAAAUUGGUGAAGAGAUCAAGAGAACAUGCAACUUGAUUGUUACUGAAGACCAGUGUCAAAAAGCUAAGACUAAAGUCACAAGAGAAAGAAGAGCAAGCCAUGAAAAACACUUUUCUCGAAUCUGGGAUUAUGAAGCAGAGCUUCGAAAGACUAAUCCGGGAACCAUAACUGAGAUAGUGACGAUUCCUGGACAAACACCAAGAAGCAAGCAAAGGUUUGAUCGUAUCUACAUUUGUUUUGAAGCACAACGUGCAGCUUGGAAGUCGACUUGUAGACCUAUCAUAGGACUAGAUGGUGCAUUUCUGAAAUGGGAUGUGAAAGGCCAAUUGAUUGCUGCUGUCGGAAGAGAUGGAGAUAACAGAAUUGUGCCAAUUGCGUGGGCGGUCGUAGAGAUUGAAAAUGACAUUAAUUGGGCAUGGUUUGUGAAUCAUCUAAAAGUGGAUUUACAACUCGGUGAUGGGAGCAAUUUCACAUUCAUAUCUGAUAAGCAAAAGGGUCUGGUGAAAGCUGUUCACCUCGAACUUCCCAAUGCAGAACAUCGCAUGUGUGCGAGACACAUUCUUGGAAACUGGAAGAGAGACAGCCACGACCCACAACUAGAGAGACUGUUCUGGAAAAUAGCCCGUAGCUACACCUUAGGAGAUUUUACAGAGCAUAUGAAUGCAUUGAAGAGCUACAAUCAGCUAGCGCAUCAAACUCUUCAAGCCACCAAUCCGCAUACAUGGUCUCGAGCUUACUUUAAGGUUGGUUCUUGUUGCAAUGAUAAUUUGAACAACCUGAAUGAAUCUUUUAACAAAACCAUUCGCGAGGCUAGGAGAAAACCACUACUUGAAAUGUUAGAAGAUAUUAGGCGACAAUGUAUGGUACGCACAGCAAAAAGGUCUAUCAUCGCUAAUAGAUUGAAGACUAGAUACACAAAGAGGGCACAUAUUGCAAUAGAAACUGCUAUAGCUAAGUCUCAAGACUGUAUUAGAUACAUGGCUACGGGUAAUGUCUAUGAAAUUGACUAUCAUGACUGCUCGUAUAGCGUUGAUAUGGGUCUGAAGACAUGUGGUUGCGGGAUGUGGCAGUUGAAUGGAAUUCCUUGUAACCAUGCUGCUUGUGUGAUCACCUCAAAGAAACAGAAAGUUGAUGACUAUGUUUCUGAUUAUUACACUACCAUAAGAUGGAGAAAAACUUAUGAAUGUAGUAUUAGACCUGUGGAAGGGAUGAAGUUAUGGCCUAUGCUGAACAGGUUACCAGUCUUACCUCCACCAAAUAGGUUGGGUAAUAGAGGAAGACCAAGCACUUAUGCCAGACGGAAAAGUGCAAAUGAAUCAUCAUCUUUCUCUAGUAAAACCAAGCUAAGUCGUGCAAGGCGUGUCAUGACAUGCUCUAAUUGUAGAGAAGAAGGACAUACCAAGCCGAGAUGUUCGAAACCAACAGUUGAAUCGGAACCUAAACGUCCACGGGGUCGACCAAAGAAUGAUCAGUUGUAA
Raphanus sativus (radish) is the source of this 2112-nucleotide messenger RNA. RefSeq lists its product as uncharacterized. NCBI's taxonomy places the organism in Eukaryota, Viridiplantae, Streptophyta, Magnoliopsida, Brassicales, Brassicaceae. The record is from RefSeq and is a predicted model, not a curated record. The transcript is spliced from 4 exons. Gene Ontology annotation, molecular function: zinc ion binding. The coding region runs from base 1 to 2112 and encodes 703 amino acids.